Molecule: messenger RNA, 948 nt
Organism: Notechis scutatus (mainland tiger snake)
Lineage: Eukaryota; Metazoa; Chordata; Lepidosauria; Squamata; Elapidae
Product: olfactory receptor 5G9-like
Biological process (GO): G protein-coupled receptor signaling pathway
Cellular component (GO): membrane
Molecular function (GO): G protein-coupled receptor activity; olfactory receptor activity
Source: RefSeq, a predicted model, not a curated record
AUGUUGUAUAUAGACAAGAGAAAUGAGACAAGCACCACAAAAUUCCUAUUCUUAGGAUUAGGGAAUCCAGUUGAACUGCAGCCUUUUUUUUUCUUGCUCUUCUUGGUGAUUUAUCUUGUGACAUCAAUUGGAAACAUCAUCAUCAUCAUAUUAGUGGCAGCUAACCAACACCUUCAUAUCCCAAUGUACUUUUUCCUUGGGAAUUUGUCCUGUGUGGAGAUUUGCUAUUCUUCGACUAUCUUACCAAAAAUGUUAUCUGAUGUAUUCGGUGGAGACAGAACUAUUACUGUUAGAAACUGUCUAAUCCAAUAUUAUUUCUUUGGCUCUUGUGUAGGCGUAGAAACAUUUCUUCUUGCAGCAAUGUCUUAUGACCGUUAUUUGGCAAUAUGUAGACCUCUAUUCUAUACUUCUCUAAUGAAUAAGGAAGUUUGUUUACAGCUUAUAGCUGUAGCAUGGAUAAAUGGUUUUAUGGCUAAUAGCAUUAUUGUCUUUCUGAUAGCUCAGUUUUCAUUCUGUGGAUCUAAUGUGAUAGAUCAUUAUUUUUGUGACUUAAGUCCACUGAAAAAACUGUCUUGCAGUGAUCCUAGCUUAUUUGAACUCAUUGUUCUUCUCUUGUCUUUUAUUUUUACUGUUGCUCCAUUUUUCCUGACCUUCAGUUCUUAUAUUUGUAUCAUUUUCAGCAUCAUAAAAAUCCAAUCUAUUAUUGGAAGACAGAAAGCUUUUUCAACCUGCUCCUCUCAUCUUAUGGUGGUUUGUCUUUUUUACAGCACCUUAAUCAUUGUCUAUAUAUUGCCAGACACCCCAACUCUGAGGCAUCUCAAUAAAUUUUUCUCCAUUUUUUAUACAAUCCUGACUCCUCUGGCCAAUCCCCUCAUCUAUACUUUAAGAAAUAAAGAAGUUCACCAGGCUUUAAGAAGAACUGUUGAUAAGUUGAGAACCAUUUUUUGA